Molecule: messenger RNA, 1562 nt
Organism: Manis pentadactyla (Chinese pangolin)
Lineage: Eukaryota; Metazoa; Chordata; Mammalia; Pholidota; Manidae
Exons: 8
Coding region: 489-1157 (222 amino acids)
Biological process (GO): lipid oxidation; linoleic acid metabolic process
Cellular component (GO): plasma membrane; cytosol
Molecular function (GO): arachidonate 15-lipoxygenase activity; arachidonate 12(S)-lipoxygenase activity; metal ion binding
Source: RefSeq, a predicted model, not a curated record
CGGGUCCGCUGCACGUCUUGGCAAGUUGGGCAAGUGCAGGAUCCGCGGGACACCGGGACUCGUUCUCAGCGGGGACCAGCAGCCGCGAGCAGCUGUGGCUGGUGGGCGAGCACGGGGAGGUGGACCUCGCUGGGCUCCUGGCAAGAGGGGUGAAUCCUGCCGGUAGCAGGGAGGUCGCCGUGGGACCUUCCCAGGAAGAGCGAUUAGACUUCACUCUCCCUCUGGCCAGUGGGUUGAGGACUUGGCCCUCAAGGAGCAUUGGAUCUCGCAGAUUCCGUUAAAAGGCCGGAAGAUUUCCCAGAGCAUUCCCGUGGGGAGCGACCGCCCCGGCUGGUCAGUUAGCACAACCUCCCAAGCCUGAGUGCCUGCGGGUUUCCAGCCCACAGAUUCGAAGGGGGACGGUGGGAACAGGAGAGGGCCAGGGCUUCUCACCUUCCGUACUGACAGGCUGGGCAGAAAACUGUGGUGGGCUGUGCCCAGCGUGUAGGAUGCUCGGAAGCAUCUCCUUCCUCCACCCACUGGACGCCAGGAGCACCCACUGUUGUGACAACCCAGAGUGUCUGCAGACAUUUCCCAACAUCCUCCAGGGGCCACAUCACCCGUGGGUGGGCUCAAACCUAAUGUCAGCAUUUUCAAGCAGCAACAUGUGGCCGCCCCUCUUCACGCUGAAGCUGCAGCCUGAUGGCCGACUCUUACCCAUGGUCAUCCAGCUCCAGCCCCCUUGUCAUGAGUGCCCCCCACCUGUGCUGUACCUGUCCUCGGAUCCCCCCAUGGCCUGGCUUAUGGCCAAGACCUGGAUCCCCAGCUCUGAUUUCCAGCUGCACCAGUUACAGCCACACCUCCUGAGGGGACCCCUGAUGGCUGAGGUUAUCUCUGUGGCCACGAUGAGGAGUGUGCCCGGCCUGCAGCCUGUCUCCAAGGCUCCCCAUCUCCUUAGCGUCCCGGGCUCAGCUCUGCCUCUUUGUCACCAUGUGCAUCUUCACGUGCACUGGUCAGCGUGCCGCCACCCACCUGGGCCAGGUGGCCUUGGGGCAGCACCAAGAGGAGUAUUUCUCAGGCCCUUGGCCCCAAGCUGUGCUGAAGCAAUUCCAGGAGGAGCCGGCUGCCCUGGGCAAGGAGGUCGAGGUCUGGAAUACAGGCCUGGACUUGCCCUAUGAGGAGCUUGGACCCAGCCUCGUGGAGAAGUGUGACCCUCUGAGAGCCUUCCCCCUGGGCCCCAAAGCUCUGCCAUCCCUAAGUUCCUCUGAGUACCGGUCCUCCUUGGCCCCUUCCUCUGGUGACAGACUGUCCCCUCAGCUGUGUGGCCAGGGAGCCCGGAGCUGCUGCCUCACACAGCCCCAGGGAAUUCAUAACAGGUGGUUCCCCCUGAAGUCUGCGACCUGACGCACAGCCUCUGCAGCCACCCUGCCUUAGUGUCCUUCCAGUCCUGCGCUUCUUUCCUCUUUGAUCCCUCUCCUCUUUCCCAAAGAGGCUGGUUUAUAUAUAAGCUAAAAGAGCUGAUUAAAAAAUUAAGCUAGUUAUGCAUGGUCAGGGAAUAAGGUGGGAAAAAAAGCUUAUUUUGU